Molecule: messenger RNA, 1228 nt
Organism: Eptesicus fuscus (big brown bat)
Lineage: Eukaryota; Metazoa; Chordata; Mammalia; Chiroptera; Vespertilionidae
Product: natural cytotoxicity triggering receptor 3 ligand 1-like
Exons: 6
Coding region: 1-810 (269 amino acids)
Biological process (GO): cellular response to lipopolysaccharide; positive regulation of T cell proliferation; immune response
Cellular component (GO): external side of plasma membrane
Source: RefSeq, a predicted model, not a curated record
AUGACUGUCACCGGGACGGAGGCGGCAGGCCGCACAUUGCGGGGCUUCCUGCGGCUGCUUCCUGUCCUGUGGUGCUGGGUGGCCCCCGCAGGUUUUUUCAUAUUGAAGAUGGAAGGGAAGAAUCAAACUGUGUUGCUGAAUGACAAUGUUACCAUCUCUUGCAAGGUCCCUGGUUCCACACCCCUGAACACCAACAUUAUGGGUGUUAUCUGGUAUCGGAAGCACCAGGCGCAUGAAACAGAGCACGAGGUGUUUAAAAUGUAUGGAAAACAUCAAAAGGCGUUCCGACCCGGAGCCAGCGUGUCUCGAGCGGGGCUAGAGAAGGGGGACGUCUCACUGCACCUUCCUGGAGUCCAGCUGAGGGACGCAGGAGAGUACCGAUGUAAGGUGGUGGUCACCCCUGAGCAGGCCCAGGAAACAGUCUUUCUAAAUGUUUUGGCUUCCCCAGAGUGCACCUUGUUUCCAGAGCAAGCCAUGGUGAAAGAUGAUGGCAACAAAUAUAUUUUGUGUAAGGCUCGUGGGUUCUACCCAGAGAACAUUAUCAUAACAUGGUAUACGUGGACCCAGGAGAAUCCCCAGGGCCAGGAGAUUUCUGAAGGUAUCACCACUGGUCCAGCCAUCAAGAAUGAAGACGGCACAUUUAACAUCACCAGCCGUUUGAGGCUGGAACACAUUGUGACCACCUGCCAAUGUGUGAUAAGACACAUAUCCUUGCUCACCUCCUGCAGAUUGAACUUCACCCAGUUUCAGAGAGAAAGCUGCUUCUCAGAAGAUUCAAACUACUACCACAAGAAGAGCCUGAAGAAUUGAAAGUCGGUGCUUUCACUGAGGUGCAUUCAUGAUGUCUUCAGUUGGGGCAGCACUGGAAAAUCGGCAGUUCUUACACAGACAGAUAACAGAAACCACAUGCUUUCUCAGAGAACGUACAUUAGAUCAGCAACAGUUUUUCACAGAGGAAGAACUGAAAGAAUAUGAAAAUAUGAUCUCCUUACAAGAAAAUGAACUUAAGAAGAAAGCAGAUGAGCUUCAGAAACAAAAGGAAGAACUACAGCGUCAGCAUGACCAACUCGAGGCUCAGAAGCUGGAAUAUCAUCAGGUCGUACAGCAGAUGGAACAAAAAAAAAUCAUAACAAGAAAUUUCUCCAUCAGGGCCUGGUGGAGAAUUGAAGUUUGAGCCACGUAUGUAAUUUUAUUUGCUUAUUUGUUUAAGGAAAUAAAUUGAAAUCCA